AUGUCCACCGUUUUCAGGGAGCGCGAGCGGGAGCGGGACUGGGAGACGACCUCAUCCCGCGGUGGAGGUCGCAGCUUCACCACAGUAAAGCGAUACAAAAUUCCAGAUCGAAGUUUAGAGGAGGACACGUAUGAAACCGAAAUGCACGUCGUCCACCGUGAGCCAGAGCGUCGCGAAACUCGCGAAACCCGCGAGUAUAUUAUCGACGACUCGUCCCCGCGAGAAGUGCGAGAGUAUCGCUUCAUCGAGCGGGAGGUAGAACGUUCCCCCUCUCCUCCGCGCCGGGAAAUCCGCGAGUACCGCAUCGAGCGUGAGAUAGAACGCUCCCCGUCCCCUCCAGCUGUACGGGAGUAUCGCAUCGAACGGGAAAUUGAACGCGAGCCCGUGAGGGAAGCCCCCUAUGAGCUGGAGAGGUAUUCCAAGUCUACGGAGUUUUUCCGCCCUGAGCAGCCGCAGCCUAUCAUCAUUCGACAGGAGGCCCCGCAGCCCAUCAUCGUUCAAGAAGCACCUGCGCGGCAACAGAUCAUCCUGCGCCGGGAAGAGCCACAGUACGAAAUUAUAGAGCGCUCGGAAGUCGCAGAAGAACGACAGGUUUCCCGCCGCGAGCCUCGUAGGGAGGAAGACUACUACUACGAGCGUAAAGUCAAGGAAGUCGACCGCGGAAGUCGUCGUGAGGAAACAUAUUAUGAUGAACGGGAAUAUGGCCGUGACCGCUACCAUGACGAUCGCGGAUACUACAGCGAUGACGAUGUUGUCUUCGUCCGCAAGGAGAAGGAUACUUGGGGUCGUGAACGUGACUCAAGCCCUCAUCACCGCCGCCAUCUCGCGGAAGGUGUUCUUGGUGGAGUAGCUGCAGCUGAACUUGUUAGGCACCAUAGAAAGAGGCAAGGUGAUGAUCCUGGUCAUCACCUGCGACAAGCAGUCGGUUACGGUGCGUUAGGGGCCGUGGGCGCUGAAGCGAUCAGCCGCCUCAAGUCUCGCUCAAGGUCUAGUUCCAGGGAACGACGAGGGCGUAGGCAUCACCGAAGUCGAUCAUCCUCUAGGACCAAGAAAAUCGGGACUCUUGCUGCUGUUGCUGGCCUCGGAGCUCUAGCCUACGCUGCGGGACGAAGGAACAACAAUAAUACAACUAUCAUUGAAGACCGCCGAAGCAGGUCAAGGAGGAGGAGAUCCUCUGUCACGGCCAUCACUGAGACCGAAAGGGUCAGGUCUGAAAGCAGACACAUGGAUCCAGAACACCGAAAUCGUCGAGCCGCACAAGUUGGUCUUGCCAGUGCUGCAGUAGCUGGCCUCGUCGAACGCCACCGAAGCAAGUCGCGCAGUCGCAAGGGCGAACGUAGCCGUAGCCGUAUUCGGCAGGGCGUGCCAAUUGCUGCCGCGGGUGUUGCCGGGGCCGCCGUCACUGGAUUGUACGAGAAGCACAAGGCUAAGAAGGAAGCGAGGGAAGUAUCAAGGUCAAGGUCAAGGUCAAGAUCAAGAUCCAGGUCGGUACCCUCCGGCACCCGGCGGCGUAGCACAGCAAGUGACACAGCCCUUGUAGAGUACGGUGGUGAUCCUAUUUAUACCGAUGCGGUUGCGAGCAGCCAUCAUCGGCGGUCGCUCAGUCGAGAUUACGAAGACCCAGCCGAUCAUAGGUACAAUAGACGUCGGAGCUCGUCAAGUUCCUCCUCGGGAGGUAAACGCCGACGUCAUUCAAGUCGCAGCCGAAGCAAGAGUCGCACUCGGAAGGUGGCGGAGACAGCUGCCGUUGCUGGUGUAGCUGGAUUGGCCGCUCACGAAGCUGCGAAGAGGCGAGAUCGGAAGAAGGCUGAAAAGGAACGACAAAGACAAGAAGAUUCAGCCUAUUCCACUGGAAGCUACAGCCCUCCCCCAACUACUGCUGCAAGUUCAGAUCCACGAUAUUUCCCCGAGACAAAUUACUUUCCCCCUCCCCCAACCCAACCCGUAGAGGCUCAGUACCCCCAAGCUCCUUACAACCAGUAUAACCCAGCCGAUUAUCCCUCACCCCAACACGCUCGAGAUGCCCCCACCAGUUACCCACCACCCCCAAUGAACCCGGAACCUGGCAAUCCUUAUGCUCACGACCCUAGAUACCGGCGCCCGGAUGAUAAUGUGAGUGCUCCAUCAGACCCCGAGCACUUCAAUCGUGGUGGGUCUAGGCUUUCGCCUGCCCAUAUUGCUCACGUUGCUGAUUCUACAUCGCGUACAGAUAGUUUAAAAACUUCCUCUCUAGUUCCCCCAUCCCCCGUCCAAGCCCAACCCCAGCCAACAACAUCAAAGUCUGUUCAAUUCGACCUCAAUCUAAAAGAACAAUCUCCUGAGCGACCAUGUCACUCUUCUCGAGAUGAUACAGAGGAUCAUAGAAGGGGUAGACAUCGCACUGCAGAUGACACUGACAGUCGACAUCGUGACGACUCUCCAGACUCGGUCGGGAGUGGCGAAACUAUCGAUCUUCCACCACGGUUUGACCAGUAUGGGCGGCGCAGAGCGGACGAUCCUCUAGCCGACAAGUUGGAAAGCGUUCUUAACGGGCUUUUUAAGUAG
This is a messenger RNA of Lindgomyces ingoldianus, 2544 nucleotides long. RefSeq lists its product as uncharacterized. Lineage: Eukaryota; Fungi; Ascomycota; Dothideomycetes; Pleosporales; Lindgomycetaceae. The transcript has 2 exons. The record is from RefSeq and is a predicted model, not a curated record. The coding region runs from base 1 to 2544 and encodes 847 amino acids.